UGUAAACAAUUCUUUCCAAACAAAAACACUUAGAAAUCAAGUAAUGCAAAAAACAAAAGAAGAAAUGGCACUGAAAAUGAAAGCCUGCUACAUGGUGAAACCAGCUGAGCCAACAUGGAAAGGUUACAAAUGUCUAUCUGAAUGGGAUCAAACUGGUACCAUUACACAUGUUCCCACUAUUUACUUCUAUCGCCCACCCCAAGAUUGGGUUAAGCUCGGUGAUAAAAUCGCCGCAACCCUUAAACAAUCAUUGAGCCGAGCUCUGGUCCCUUUCUACCCACUCGCGGGUCGCCUACGCCGGCUUCCGUCCGGUAAUCGUCUUGAGCUCAACUGCAACGCCGAAGGGGUUGAGUUUGUUGAAGCCGAGUGUAAUUUGAAACUGGAUGAACUCGGUGACUUAUCUUGUUCAUCAGAGCAUAAUUACCACGACCUUCAUCUUACUCCCCUUGUAGACUAUACACGCCCUAUUCAUGAGCUACCACUGCUCUUAGCGCAACUAACUAGGUUUGCUUGUGGUGGUGUUAGCCUUGGCUUAACCAUUUCACACGCUGUGGUCGACGGCCCAAGUGCAUUACAUUUUAUCUCUGAGUGGGCCUCUCUUUCACGAGGUGAACCAAUCAAAACGAUGCCGUUUCUUGAUCGGGAAAUCCUAUUAAGGGAAGUCGACGAUGGUGAUGUCUCAGAUGGGGAGCUUUCGUGUCUGGACCAUUUUCCUCUCUUGAUUGGAAAAUCGGACAACCUAGAAGAGAAGAAGAAGGAGGUGACUCCAGCUUUCUUAAAAGUCACCAAAGAACAGCUCGAGAAGUUGAAGAGGUUAGCCAACAAGGGACGAGUUAGCGAGACUCGUCCCUAUAGUCGGUAUGAGAUGUUAGCCGCGCACAUUUGGCGGUGCGCGUGCAAAGCCCGAAAGCAUAGUAGUCCAGAGCAGCCAACAGCUCUGGCUAUUUGCGUGGACGUGAGGAGCCGUAUAGAACCGCCCUUGCCGAGUGCCUACUUCGGCAAUGCUUCGUUUGAUGUGAAAGCCUUAAGUAGUUCGGGUGAGUUGUUGUCUAAUCCAUUAGGGUUUGCAGCCGGAAAAAUAAGAGAAACAGUUGAAAAGGUAACAAACGAGUAUAUCUGGUCGAAUCUCAAGUAUUUGAAGAAUCAGAAGGACUUGAGAUUGUUUCAAGAUCUUCAUGGAGAAGAGUCGAGUAGUACAACUGCUGAUGAUAACAAAGAGCUUUUCUAUGGAAAUCCUAAUCUUGGUGUUGUGAGUUGGUUGACGCUUCCGUUGUACGACCUUGAUUUCGGAUGGGGGAAAGAAGUUGCUAUGAGUUUAGAAACCUAUGAUACUGACUUUGAUGGAGACUUUGUGCUUCUUCAAAAUCCUAAUGGUGAUGAUGAGGAUGGUAGCUUGAUUGUCUCAGUACGUUUGCAAGUUCUACAUAUGGAUUCCUUCAAGAAGCAUUUCUAUGCUGAUAUAAUAUGACAUAUUACAUAUAAUUAUUUCUUAUUUCUUGGUUUGGCUCUUGCUUGGUGUUUAUGUCUUUAAUUUGUGCUUGACUAUAUAUGUAUGUACAUACUCUAUAUAGACAUAUAUUUAUAUAUGAUCUCAAUAAUCCUAAAGCCACACUCAGUGUAUGAGUAUGAUUACAA
This is a messenger RNA of Cannabis sativa, 1635 nucleotides long. RefSeq names its product spermidine hydroxycinnamoyl transferase-like. NCBI's taxonomy places the organism in Eukaryota, Viridiplantae, Streptophyta, Magnoliopsida, Rosales, Cannabaceae. The transcript has a single exon. The coding region runs from base 44 to 1468 and encodes 474 amino acids. Gene Ontology annotation, molecular function: acyltransferase activity, transferring groups other than amino-acyl groups. The record is from RefSeq and is a predicted model, not a curated record.